Capsella rubella is the source of this 513-nucleotide messenger RNA. RefSeq lists its product as uncharacterized. The transcript has a single exon. Lineage: Eukaryota; Viridiplantae; Streptophyta; Magnoliopsida; Brassicales; Brassicaceae. The record is from RefSeq and is a predicted model, not a curated record. Bases 30 to 395 code for a protein of 121 amino acids.
AUUAUAAUUAAACCAUACCAUAUAUAUAUAUGAAGAGGGAGAGGAAGAGACAAGGUUCGGAGGAGGAGGAGGAGAAGAAGAAAGAGAGGAAGACGAUGGAGGUUGUGGUGGUGGAUGCAUUGGCUGCAGCAGCAACGGUGGCUGCGGCUGCGGCCGUGAAGGAGGAGGAGGAUUUGUGGGGGAUGAGGCUUAAGGCCGGAGAUGAUGUAGUGGUCGAUGAGCUAAUGACGUGGAGUACCGUUUGGUUGCCUUCAUGCUGGGACGUGGAGUUCGUUGAGAAAAACUAUGAAGCUUUGUAUAAUGAUGUUGUUUGGGACGAUGAUCUUUGGAAUUUGGACAUUUCUUCCACUCAUGAUCAGCUUCCUCCUUUAGAUAAUAACAUAAGUCAAGACUGAACGUUUUUUUCUCCAAUCGGUACGGUUAUGGAGUUUUUUUCUUUUUUUUUUUUUGUUUUGGUAUGAACCAUAUUGUAAUCAAAAUUACUUGUUUUGAUUUGAUAUGGUUUCAUUCUAA